Messenger RNA from Lottia gigantea (owl limpet), 757 nucleotides. RefSeq lists its product as hypothetical. NCBI's taxonomy places the organism in Eukaryota, Metazoa, Mollusca, Gastropoda, Lottiidae. Bases 9 to 659 code for a protein of 216 amino acids. The record is from RefSeq and is a predicted model, not a curated record. The transcript has 5 exons.
CAAUUACGAUGGUACCACGACAUAUUUUACUGAUUGUUCUAGCUUUCCUAGCUAUUACUGAAAUAUUGGCUAGCAGUUCCAGUUCCAACAAACGAUGUCGAAGAUUACCUAAUCUGACGAAUGGACAAGUAACCAUAAUUGGAAAGAAUAACAUAGACUAUAAAUGCAACACUGGGUUCAAAUUAGCAGUAACGGCUAAGUGCAGUGGUCGUAAACUAAAGAAUCCAGUUGUCACAUGUGAAGAAAUAUUAUGUGAAGGUAAUCCAGUAAUAGUCAAUGGUCAACUGAACUCUGUUAUCGCGUCUAGACGCAUUGGUGUUAUGUAUAGUUUUACCUGCAAUAUGGGAUUUACAGGAAUGGGAAGUGUAGUAUGUAAUGAAUGUGGAGAAUGGGAAGGUGGUCAGACUGAAUGUACAGAAAUAUUAUGUGAAGGUAAUCCAGUAAUAGUCAAUGGUCAACUGAACUCUGUUAUCGUGUCUAGACGUAUUGGUGAUAUAUAUAGUUUUACCUGCAAUAUGGGAUUUACCGGAAUGGGAAGUGUAGUAUGUAAUGAAUGUGGAGAAUGGGAAGGUGGUCAGACUGAAUGUACAGAGAUCCCUCUCACAACAACAAGUCCCGACACGACAACAAUGAACCUUGACGCAACAACAACAGUAUAGGCUCCAUUGGAAUGAUAUAAUUGUCGUGCUAGAUGGUGUACCUUGACCAAACAAAACACCUUGUACACAUUUAUUAGUCUAUAUGACCGCUAAAUUUG